AUGGACAUCAUCACACCUCAACAGCGGAAGAAGAUCCUGCGUGUGCUCUUCAUCUCAUUACUUCUGGACCUGAUCUCAUUCACAUUCAUCCUCCCUCUCUUCCCCUCGCUGCUCGCCUUCUAUCGCGGCCUCGAGACACAUCCAGACUCGGCACUGAAUCGCAUCCUCCACUACCUGAACGCGUACAAGUCGUCCUUUGCCGUGCCCAUCAAUGAGAAAUACGAUAUAAUCCUGCUCGGAGGCGCCCUGGGCUCUCUGUUUUCGUUUUUGCAAGCCCUCGCAUCGCCCAUCAUUGGACGUGCGUCGGACAAAUAUGGUCGAAGAACGGCGCUGCUGUGGAGCAUGUGUGGCAACAUUGCGAGCGUGGCGCUCUGGUGCUUCGCCGUGGAUUUCCGCACCUUUCUACUGAGCCGAAUCGUGGGCGGGCUGAGCGAGGGCAAUGUUCAGCUGGCGACGGCCAUUGCUACGGAUAUCAGCACCGAGGAGCAAAGGGGGUCGACCAUGGCCCUUGUGGGCGCAUGCUUCAGUAUCGCCUUCACCUUUGGUCCCGCCAUGGGCGCUGCCCUGGCCAGUGUCACCACUGUAAUCGCCAACCCGUUUGCCACGGCCGCCGGCUUCUCGCUGCUGCUGAUCGUCGUCGAGACGCUAUACCUCUAUUUCCAUCUUCCAGAGACAAGGCCCGUGAAAAGGGCGACUUCCGACUCAAAGACCACCAAGUCCGGCUCAUCGAAAUUCAGUCAUACAAACAAUCCGGUCGUUUUGAAUGCGAUCCACCUCCUGUUUCUCCUACCAUUUUCGGGGAUGGAAUUCUCCUUGCCAUUCUUGAUCACGUCUGUUCUCUUUCCAGACCACCAGUCACCGUCGAAAGUCAAUGGGCGAUUGCUGGGGUUUGUUGGAUUGAUUGCCUCGUUGCUUCAGGGGUCCAUCGUCCGUCGCCUCCCGCCACUGACGGUAGUAAAAACAGGUGUUGUCUCCAGCACUUUGGCCUUUUUCCUGCUGUCUCGCAUAGAAAACACCACUGGCUUGUACUGCGCAGGCGCACUACUUGCGGUGACCUCGGCUACGGUUGUCACCGGGCUGAACAGUUUGGGGAGUUUUGAAGCGCGAGAAAGUAAUCGAGGAGAAGUUCUGGGAGCGCUGCGGAGCUGGGGACAGUUUGGGAGAGCACUGGGUCCUAUUGUGUUCUGCAGUCUGUUUUGGUGGGCUGGUCGUGAGACGGCCUAUGUGAUCGGAGGCAGUGCCAUGUUGGGCGUGACUAUCCUGGUGUUCACCAUGUUGAAGGCUCCAAAAGUUGAAAAGAAACGAGCAUGA
Fonsecaea nubica is the source of this 1311-nucleotide messenger RNA. RefSeq lists its product as hypothetical. The transcript is spliced from 2 exons. The record is from RefSeq and is a predicted model, not a curated record. Gene Ontology annotation, cellular component: brush border membrane. Bases 1 to 1311 code for a protein of 436 amino acids. Gene Ontology annotation, molecular function: transmembrane transporter activity. Gene Ontology annotation, biological process: transmembrane transport. Lineage: Eukaryota; Fungi; Ascomycota; Eurotiomycetes; Chaetothyriales; Herpotrichiellaceae.